This is a messenger RNA of Hemiscyllium ocellatum (epaulette shark), 3850 nucleotides long. RefSeq names its product SRSF protein kinase 2-like. NCBI's taxonomy places the organism in Eukaryota, Metazoa, Chordata, Chondrichthyes, Orectolobiformes, Hemiscylliidae. Bases 192 to 2234 code for a protein of 680 amino acids. The transcript is spliced from 15 exons. The record is from RefSeq and is a predicted model, not a curated record. Gene Ontology annotation, biological process: spliceosomal complex assembly; regulation of mRNA processing; protein phosphorylation. Gene Ontology annotation, molecular function: ATP binding; protein kinase activity.
UUUCUCUCCUCUCUCUUUUUUCGGAAGCAGUGAUGAGCAGUACACGCAGAAGCAUUUGAAACCUGUGGCCUCAUUCUAGUUUAGCCAAAAUAUCUGAAUAUUGACAUUGGGUAUUUGAAGAAAACCUAAAGGUGCUCAGCUCUGAACGUUUUCUAAUUUUUCCAGAAACGAAGCAGAAGAUUGAGCUGCUGAUGUCAGUUAACUCUGGAAAGUCGUCUUCUUCAGAAAGGCCAGAGGCUCAACAGAAAGCAUCUGCAGGUCCUCCCCCUCCUCCUCCUCCUCCACCUCUACCCGAUCAUGCUCCUCCACAACCUGAGGAGGAAAUUUUGGGAUCGGAUGAUGAAGAACAAGAAGACCCUGCUGACUAUUGUAAAGGUGGUUACCAUGCGGUGAAAAUAGGGGACCUGUUUAAUGCAAGAUACCAUGUAAUUAGGAAACUCGGAUGGGGACAUUUUUCUACAGUGUGGCUGUGCUGGGACAUUCAAGGGAAGAGGUUUGUUGCCAUGAAAGUGGUAAAGAGCGCUCAGCACUACACAGAAACCGCUCUGGAUGAAAUUAAGUUACUGAAGUGUGUGCGAGAAAGUGAUCCCUGUGAUCCAAACAAGGACAUGGUGGUGCAACUAAUCGAUGAUUUCAAACUUUCAGGCAUGAACGGCAUACAUGUCUGCAUGGUGUUUGAAGUGCUGGGUCACCACCUUUUGAAAUGGAUUAUCAAAUCAAAUUACCAGGGACUUCCUAUUCUUUGUGUAAAAAGUAUUAUUCAGCAGGUAUUGCAGGGUUUAGAUUAUCUACACAGCAAGUGCAAGAUUAUUCACACAGACAUAAAACCAGAAAACAUCUUAAUGUGUGUAGAUGAAUCCUACAUUCGACGAAUGGCUGUUGAAGCAACAGAAUGGCAAAAAGCUGGUGCUCCACCACCUUCUGGUUCAGCAGUGAGUACUGCUCCACAGCAGAAACUGGGAGGAAAAAUGUCUAAAAACAAAAAGAAGAAGCUGAAAAAGAAGCAGAAGAGGCAGGCGGAGCUGCUGGAAAAACGUAUGCAAGAGAUAGAAGAGUUGGAGAGAGAGGCAGAGAGGAAGAAGAUGGAAGAGAUUUUAACAACUGUUACACCAAAUGACCAGAAAGGAGAGAAAAUAGAUGAGCUGAAAGAAACAGAGAUAGAUCAUGUGGUAGAUGAGGAACAACCUAAUGAAUGCAAUGAGGUUGAUAAUCAGGAAGAAAAGGAAGAUACAGAGAAAGAAAAUGUGGAAAAAGAUGAAAUAGAAAAUGUGGUUACCAGGACAGAGCUGAAAAGUGAUGAAUCACCAAAAACAAAUGGACAUGUUGAAAAUGGUCCAUUUUUGCCUGAUCAGCUUUGUGACGAAGAAGAAGAAGAAGAGGAAGAUGAUGAUGAUGAUGAGUGUCCAAAUACAGAAGAGAGUCCUGUUGAUGGACCAAAUGCUGAAAGUUUAGCCUAUAGUAACCCUUAUGGACAGUUUAAUGGAGAGUUGCAAAACGGACAGGAAAAAAGCCCUGAGGCUGAGUUCUCUCAAAUGUCUGAAUCUGUGUUUUCUAAGCUUUUAGAAUCUGCAGCUUGUGGAUCAGAUGGUUCAACAGUGAUUGAACGAGAAGACAGUAGUCCAUCUCAAGACAGGAGCAGAACUGUGUCUGCGUCCAGCACUGGAGAUGUACCAAAAAUAAAAGUUCGAGCAGCGGAUUUGCUGGUAAAUCCACUUGAUCCAAGAAAUGCAGAGAAAAUUAGAGUUAAAAUAGCUGACUUGGGAAAUGCUUGUUGGGUUCAUAAGCAUUUCACAGAAGAUAUCCAGACAAGACAGUAUCGAUCGAUAGAAGUUCUGAUUGGUGCUGGCUAUAGCACACCGGCUGAUAUAUGGAGUACUGCCUGCAUGGCCUUCGAACUUGCAACUGGAGAUUAUUUAUUUGAACCUCAUUCUGGUGAAGAUUAUUCCAGGGAUGAAGAUCACAUAGCUUUGAUCAUUGAACUGCUGGGGAAAAUCCCUCGAAAGUUCGCAAUGUCUGGGAAAUAUUCCAAGGAGUUUUUCACCAAAAAAGGUGAACUACGACAUAUUACAAAGCUGAAACCUUGGAGCUUAUUUGAUGUUCUAAUAGAGAAAUAUGGAUGGCCUCAUGAAGAAGCUAUACAGUUCACUGACUUCUUGCUGCCCAUGCUAGAAAUGGUCCCUGAGAAACGUGCUUCUGCGGCAGAAUGCCUCAGACACCCAUGGCUUGGUUCCUAGCAGCAUUUGCCCACUUUCCUCAAGGAGCCAACGAUCACUCCAGUGUUCAUCGUGGACCCAGCAAAGUGGCAAACUCUCAAACAUCAUGGGUGUAAAUCAAAUGGCUCCAACACCAGACCAUUGUUCACUCUGAAGUACUGUUAAUGUUUGAAAUUUUGCUUUUGUGCACUGUGUUUUUGGGAAGGGUAGUUUUUGUCCUUAGCGAGAGGUAGUUGGCCAAACUGACUCUGCUGAAAACACUUAACAUGUCUUGAUGCUUUGUUUCUUGUGUUGCCUGACCUUCUCAUGUUAAAUUUCCUAACUGAAAGUAAUUAUAAAAAUGUUAGUUUUUUCAUGUGUUUGGAUAUUUUUUGUACCUAUUUAUGAAAAUUGUUUUAGCUGAUGAGUAUUAAUAUUGAAUGACAAGAUGAUAAAGGCAAAAAGCUACUGAUCAAGUAAGGAAGUAGCUGAGAUAUUGCAAAAUGCUGUACAAUUGUAUCCAAUAGGAAAGAAGUGUUAUUCUUGUAAAAUCUGUAGAUUUUCCUGUAAAAAUAUCUUUCCAUAAAAUACAGAAAUGGGACUUAAACUGUAAUGUGGCUAAGAGAAUGCAUGUUUUUUUUGGAGCUUGUCUACUUAAAAGGAGACUGUAAAUUUUACAUUUGUUUCCUCAGUUAUUGUUCUAUUGCUGAAUCCAACCAUGCCUAUAACCCUCCGAUUAGUCCUAAAACAGGUUGUUAAAAGAGAUAAGUAGCCAGUCCUCAAGUAUACUUUGUAGUCAUUGCAAAAAUUCCUUAAUUGUCUUUCCUUAUUUAUGAAAGCAUACAUAUAAGAAUGGACCCGGCAAAAAAUUUGGCAUUACUUUAUAAAAAUAUUUCUUUUUAAUUAUUCUAUCUUUACUGUGCUUCAGCAUUGUAAGAUAUAGGUCCAAGGAAAAGAUUUAAGUACUUUCCUGUAGUGAAGCUGGCAAAAAGGAGUAAAAAGGAAAAAGUGACUUUUUUAUGUGCAGAUUUACUAUUUUGUCACAAAUUUAUAUGUUAAACUAUUUUGCCAUGUCAGAAUGCAGAAAUGAUAAAGUCAUUGAUAAGAAUGUGGACAUAAAAAAGGACAUAAUUAAACUUAUUCAAAACAAUUUACAAUUCAGCAAACCCCACAGACUUUAGCAUAAAAGAAAAGUUGACCUUAGUCUUUUAACAGCGUUGCUUUCUCAGCAUCAGACAGUGACAUAACAAAUUGCACUGGUCUUUGUAGCUUUUUCAGGGAUUAACAAUGUAAAUAGGAAGUAUUUUUUUUAAUCAUACAUCUAAGCAUUGCAUUCCUGAAAUGUAAGUUUAAAUGUUUCCUGAAUUGCUGUGUGUAAUGAAAGACUUAUUAGGUAGCAGAAUGUUGUGGUCAAAUGCUAUUCUGGCAUGUUCCAUCUCAUUGCAUUUUCUACUUGUCAGGUCUUCAGUAGUGCACUAGACAGUCAAUGAUGUGAAAGUGAACUGGCUAGUUUCUUUCCUAUUUUCCACAUUAAUUAUGGUGCCACCAUUCCUAAAUCUACCACUUGCUGGUUUAUCCAUCUGCCUUUGCAAUAACUAGAUUGUGGAAAAAAAAAUUCUGGUAUUGUAAUAAUAGCCAAUUGUUUGAGGUGCUUGUAA